Molecule: messenger RNA, 9410 nt
Organism: Lates calcarifer (barramundi perch)
Lineage: Eukaryota; Metazoa; Chordata; Actinopteri; Centropomidae
Gene: igsf9ba
Product: immunoglobulin superfamily, member 9Ba
Biological process (GO): cell-cell adhesion
Molecular function (GO): protein binding
Source: RefSeq, a predicted model, not a curated record
ACUACGGCACGCUCCAACUCACCUUGAAUCGGCGCACGGACCGCUCUCCCUGUCAUUCGGGGUGCGGGGCGUACGGAGAACCAAUACACGCCCCAAAGCCUCAAUCAGCAGCCAAUCCAAUGACAGAAGAGGCGGACCUGUGGCUGCAUUCUCACACUUGGUUUCACUAUGCGCUCGUAAAAACGGCUCCGUCUACUACAAGCGCGGCGGUGCAGGUGCUCUGUCUCUUCGGGAGAGGAUGCGGAUGGAAGGACGGGGGAGGGAAGGGAUGAAGGGAAACGCCACGAGGAAAGAGAAUAGGAUAUGAAAAAGGGGCUUUUGCUAAAGAGACCGUGAGGUGCAAGGUCGAAUAUGAGAGAUUGGUUGAACGGGGCACUUUGCGUGGUAAUAGCUGGUCGGCAAUAGUACUAUGAUUUGGUAUGUGGCCACUCUGAUAGCAAGUGUAUUCAGCACCAGAGGAACGGCCGCUCAAGGUGCCCACGGAGUGAGAGAGGAGCCCCGGUUUGUGACGGCGCGCGCUGGAGAGAGCGUGAUCCUGGGGUGUGACGUGUCCCCUCCCCUGGAUGGCCAGCAGCCCCCCUAUGUGGUGGAGUGGUUCAAGUUUGGAGUGCCUAUUCCCUUCUUCAUCAACUUCCGCUUCUACCCUCCUCAUGUGGAUCCAGAGUACACUGGUAGAGCCUCUCUGCAUGGGAAGGCCUCCCUGCAGAUUGACCCAGUGCGCUCCGAGGACCAGGGCUGGUAUGAGUGCAGGGUCCUGAUGCUGGAGCAACAGUACGACACCUUCCACAAUGGCAGCUGGGUGCACCUCACAGUCAAUGCCCCACCUUCAUUUACAGCGACACCGCCGCAGUAUGUGGAGGCGAAGGAAGGGGGAAGCACUCUGCUUAGCUGCUCUGCCCAGGGAAAUCCAAAACCAAUGAUCAGCUGGCUGAGGGAGGGGGAGGAGCUCGCAACCAACGCAAAAUAUUCAGUACAUGAUGGCACUCUGACCAUCCUUGGCAUCACUAGAGACGACAGAGGGGCCUACACAUGUCGAGCCUACAGUGACCAGGGAGAAGUGCUCCACACUACCCGUCUGUUGGUUCAAGGUCCUCCAUACAUCGUGUCACCACCAGAAAACGUCACUGUAAACAUAUCCCAGAAUGCACUCUUCACCUGCCAAGCGGAGGCGUAUCCUGGCAACCUGACCUACACCUGGUUUUGGGAAGAGGAUAACGUCUACUUCAAGAAUGAUCUGAAGCUCCGAGUGCGCAUCCUCAUCGACGGCACCCUUAUCAUCUUCCGGGUCAAGCCAGAGGAUGCCGGGAAAUACACCUGCAGUCCGAGCAACAGCCUCGGCAUCUCGCCCUCAGCAUCAGCCUACCUGACUGUUCAGUACCCUGCCCGAGUGAUCAACAUGCCACCGGUCAUCUAUGUACCACGGAAACUGCCAGGCAUCAUCCGCUGCCCGGUGGACGCCAACCCACCUGUGACAUCAGUAAAGUGGGAGAAAGAUGGCUAUCCUCUCCGAGUGGAGAAGUACCCCGGUUGGAGCCUGAUGCCAGAUGGAAGUAUCCGGGUGGCGGAGGCCACAGAAGACUCCCUGGGCACGUACACCUGUGUGCCUUACAACGCCCUGGGUACCAUGGGCAUGUCCCCCCCUGCCACUUUGGUGCUAAAGGAUCCCCCUUACUUUAAUGUGAGGCCUGGGGGGGAGUACCGUCAGGAGGCUGGGAGAGAGCUAGUAAUUCCCUGUGCUGCUUCUGGAGACCCUGAUAUACCAACCAUCACCUGGAGAAAGGUGGGGAAGCCAAGCAGGAGUAAGCACAACAUCCUACCCAGUGGCAGCUUACAGUUUCUGUCCCUCAGCAAGGAAGACCACGGAGAAUGGGAGUGUGUAGCCACCAAUGUGGUCACGAGCAUCACUGCCAGCACGCGUAUCCUAGUCAUCGGCACCAGCCCACACGCUCCUGGCAAUAUCCAUGUAUUGCCCUCAACGACCUCUGCUAAUGUGUCCUGGGAACCAGGUUAUGAUGGCGGCUUCGAACAGACUUUCUCUGUGUGGUACGGUCCAGUGUCAAAGAGAAUAGACUUCGGUCCUCAUGACUGGCAUUCGAUGCCAGUUUCUGGUGCUCAGACCUGGUUGGUGGUGCCAGGGCUGGAGCCUGGGACAGAGUACCAGUUCAGUGUGUUGGCACAAAACAAACUGGGCACGGGCCCAUUCAGCGAAGUUGUGACAGUCAACACUGCAGGCUCUCCUCUGGGUACCCCAGAACCACUGGUGCUUCUUACUCCACCACGGUGCCUCACAGCCAAUCGCACGCAGCAUGGUGUCCUCCUCACAUGGCUCCCUCCAGCCAACCACUCCUCACCCAUCGACCGAUACAUCAUGGAGUUCCGCCUCGGGGAGAGGUGGGAGGUUCUGGAUGACCUGAUCCCAUCCACUGAGACUGAGCUCAUAGCCAGAGACCUUGUUCAGGAGUCCUGGUAUGAGUUUCGAGUGAUGGCUGUCAUGGAUGACCUGAUCAGUGAGAGCAGCAAUGUAGUGGGAGUAUCUAGCACAGAUCCCUUCCCUCCUGCGGAGUUGCCUGAUGAGGGGCUGGCGCGACCUGUGGUGGCGGGUGUCGUGGCAACUAUCUGUUUUCUGGCAGCGGCAGUACUGUUCAGCACUCUAGCAGCUUGCUUUGUCAAUAAGCAACACCGUCGCAAACUCAAACGUAAACCAGAUCCUCCCCUGUCGGUGACACACUUCAGGAAAAGCAUUGAGUCACCGUUAUCUUCGGGGAAGAUAAGUCCAGAGAGCUCCCCUCCAUCUCGGCCGCGCUCUCUUUCUUCAGAGGGUUCCCACGGUCCAGGCCUGUACGUCAGGAAGCUGCCCAGCCCUCAGAGAGAAAAAGACAAAGAGCUCUCCUUCUACAAGAAAACCAAGCGUGCCAUAGCCAGCAAGAAAUACAGUGUGUCCAAGCAUGAAGCAGAAGUCACCACGCCUAUUGAGCUGAUAAGCCGUGGCCCUGAUGGCCGCUUCGUCAUGGAGAGCAGCCCACCGCCCCGCCGCAUCCAGGGCUUUCCCUUCGCGGAGGAGUCUGACAUGUACCCUGAGUUCCGGCAGUCUGAUGAGGAGAAUGAUUUUGACCCCGGGCCUCUGCCGCCCAUCAUGCCCACGCUGCGGCCCCAGCUCUCCCCAACGUCCUCCAGCCUGGAGUCAACGCAGCCCCCCACCUACAGCCCCCGCCUGCACAGGCCCAUGGAAGGUAUGAGCUUUGCAGAGGGCAGUGCACUUCACGCCUCAGGGCAGGCCCCGGCCUCCCGCUACAGGGGCUUUCCCCAGGGCCCAUUCUAUGGGUAUCUAGGCAGCCGCGCUGAAUCAGGGAUUCCACCACCAUUCUACAUGCCUGACAUCAGCCCGCGUAGCUCCGCUCUGUCCUCCCCCCCAGGCACCGCAGAGGGGCCCUUUGGUUACCCCUCCAUCCCCGAGGAGAGUGGAGAGAUGGAGCACCAUCAGUACACAGCCUCUGGCCAUUCUCUGUCUCACACACACAGCCCUCCUCCUCGCUCACCUGAAAGCUGGCAGCCUCAUGAGCUACCCUUCCUGGGUCUAGAGGGUCCACGGUUCAUAUACCCACCUCACCAUCCCUUACAUCAUCCCCAGGACCUCCCUGACCCACCCCCAUACCCUCCUCACUCUCUCCCCCCCAGUCGCCUGCACCUCCCUUCUCUAAAGGAUCCAACAAGCCCUGGACUCCUGCAGCUGGAGGUCCCUAUGGCUCCCCCAGGCAGAGACAGGCCCCCGGGGCCUCCGGUUAGGCGUUUAGCUAUGCAACAGGCCCAAAGUCUCGGCCAGCUCAGACACACGGCCCACGGUGUGGGUGUACCAGUGUUGCCUUACCCUGACCCGGCAGCCCGUGCAGGGAGCCCAAGCACAGCCCCCAGUAGUAGUCCUCAGUCCUGGCUCAGCCCAAGGGCGGGGCGCCGGGCAGACCCCAGCCUACCCCCGCUAGUACUCCAACCCUCCCGCCUCUCUCCACUCUCCCAAAGCCCCCUUAGCACCCAGCCGGGUUCUCCAGAUAUUCUAGUGCGGCCCCCUCCACGCCCGAGCAUCCUCCGCACCUCUCGGUCUCUGGAGAUGCCCGAGAUCACCCUGCAGCCCUCGGCCACUGUCAGUUUCUCCCGGAGGUCCUCCCUGACCGCCUCUCCCACUCAGAGCCAGGGUGCCACGCAACCCAGCCCCAGUUACCACGCCCACAUGUCCUAUGCCUCCACUGCAGCCAGUUACCCCUCCCAGUCCCCCUCUCCCCCUCCAGAGGGCAGGGAUGUUUUCGGGCAGAGGCCAUCCCAGAGAAGGACAGAGGAGGAGAUGCUACCCUCAGAGCCCUCCCAGCUCCAGAUAUCAGCCUCAGGGGAACCUCUAGGUGCGUCUAGUGAUCCUGCCGGGUCUGAGAGCUUACCAGCACUGCUACACCACUGUAUUACUAAAGCCAAGGGAGUGGCUGCCAACAUCAAUAACAACACAACCUCCGCUCGGAGAACAGGUGUGUCUCCCUCUCAGACCCAGCAGCAAUCUCAGACACCCCAAGAGGGAGAGAAUCUCAACUUCCCCAGAAAGAGGAAAAGGCAAAACAAGAAGAACCCCUAUCUCUAUUUGACCUCCUUCCUGCACCGCAGGCAGUCUGAGGAGGACCAGACAGGCAUUCUGGCCAGUGCAGACUCUGAGGGCCCGAAUUAUGGGACUCUACGCUGACCUGUGUGCCCACCAAGCCAUUGGACUCGACUAAACUGAAGCCCCCCGCCACCCACACACACACACACACACACACACACACACCCCACCUCACCUUCCCCUGAAAAAAAAGAUAACAGAAAACAAAAUAAAACACACACCUCAGCCCUCCCUGCUCCAUCCCGGUCUCUGUAUCAAGCUAAUACGUUUCUUAUAAUCUCUAAAAGUUCAUCUGUGUUUGGGGAGCAGGGGAAAACAUCAAGCUGAAUACUCCGGGGUUGGAAAAUCUUAUUUGAGGACAAGAACAAUGGCUUUUCUGAGUUGUCACCACUACUUGUCUCUGAGGAAUUCACUUGAAAAUGCUCUGAAAAUAUAUAAUGUACAUAAAUAGUAAAACAAGGGAAUUAAGCUUCCUCCUACAGUAAUAAAAAUGUGUUGGUUGAGUAUGUGACAACACGUUAAAGAUUUUUCACUCACUGGUCAUUGAGGGGUCCAUAUCUUUAGGUUUUUCAGUGAUACAGUGUACUGUUAAGCCUGGUGCGUCCUUGGACAGGGACAUGAGUCUACCUUUCCUACAAUACAAAUAGUGUCAGUAUUUAAACACAGGGUUCUUACCACAAAAUAUACCUCAGAGUAAACGCAGAAUUGCUGUAAUUCUUGUGGUAUACUGUACGUACUUGACCUUUUUACAUAUGAAACGUAUGGAUAAAAAGGUUUAUAUCACACACCAUGCUCAUUCAAACGGAUAAUAUGGCCUAACUUGAUCUGAUUUAGAAGCUUUGUAUUAUCAGUAAUAGCUGGCAUAUAUUGUGUUUGUUUUGGUUUAUGAUCCAAUGCCAACCGUUACGGGGACGGUGUCUUAAAUUCCAGUGCUCGAUGGCUCGGUGUGUUUGCACCCAUCGUUGUGGCACUGCAUUAAGACAGAGAUCAUAGCCUUCAUGAGAACUCUCAAAAUAAUUUGGGACUUACACGCUCAACAGAGGUUGGACUUGUAGGAGUUACAAGAACAGGGUGAUGAAUUGUGAAGUGUACUGUAGUAUGUGUUUCAUUAUUAAGGAAUCAUUUGUGAAAUGUGGCACGUCUUGCGGUGCCUUUUUUUGCCUUUUUUCUCUCUUGUUUUUUCUAACAUAAACUGCCUUUUCCUUCGCCUUCUCAUAUUUGUCUCUUCGGGUUAGGGGGAGGGGGAUAUUACAUGUGUUUUUACUUUCUCUGCCAAGGACACAUUAGAGAAAAUGCUACAGAGGAUGCAUAACUCUUGUUUUUGUUUUGUUUUUUGCUUUAGUAUUUUUUUACAUUUAUAUUUUAAAUGGGUACCUGCUUCGACUGUGUAUAUCCAAGUAGAAGGACAGAACCAUAAAAAUGAAAAAAUACAGAAAUUUAGAUUUGAAAAAGGCAAGUAAAUUAAUAAAUAUAACUUCAGUACAUGAGUUUCCAUGCAGGAAGAACAAACCAGAACUAUAAGGAUGUUAAUGUUUAACAACAGCUGCGAGAGGAGAAUGUGAUUGCUUCAUAAAGCUGUUAACAAGCAAUGGGAAAUAUUAACAACGGCCACCCUGACUGUUUAUCUUUUAACAACUGUAUAUUACUUGCUAGCUACUUCUCUGUAUGUGUGUUAAUUUUUCGACACUAACCGAUAAUGAAUGUAUGUUUUGCUGUACAGGAAAUGAAUGUCCCGAUGUCACAGUACAUUGAAUGACCCAUUACGCUGUUUAGAACACAGCUGCGAUUGGUGAGACGACCAGUUGGCACACUAAGUCCAAAUUGUUUUAACUUCUCUGUCUUAUCCCUGUUUGCGAUAAUAACCGGUGCCCCCCCCCCCAAAAAAAAACUCUCUCUCUCACACACACACAGUUUCUCAGCCAAGCUCCCUUUUGCCUAUGACAGCUACCAAAUACAACCGUUUUCCUUUUUAUUGCUAAAGCUAGUUCAAUCACUCAAAGACAUAUCAGAUAAGAUCCAUCUGCCACCAACAAAUCCGUGGUUUUCCAACAAACCCACAUGAAUGAAUCGACUCAAUGUCUGCUUACUGAAAACUCUUUUGACAAGUGAGAAAGUGAUGAUUGCCUGAAAGUGAACGUCAAAGUGCAUAUUCUACUUUAAUUGGUUUUCAUGUAAGAUACGAGGAAAAAAAAAUCUAUAUUUGUUAUGUACUGUACAUGGUGUGUAUUGUAUUUGUAAAGAUGAAUCAAACCAUGUUUUACAGGAAGACGUUCUUGUAUGAGGGUGUAUGAAAAGAUGGGACAGAUCCCAAGGUAAAAGAAAUUAGAUUAUAUAUAAAAGUAUUUGCUUACAGUACGGCUUUAAGUGGAUAAUGUUUUUAAAACAUUUUAAGGUGCCUCAUUUGUCAUACUUUAGCAGACAUUAUUUUAUCUGAGAAGAAAAGAAACCUUAAUGUUAGUACCGUACAAUGUAUUAUUGCCAUAGCCCGCUGGCUGCACAAGUUGAGUAGUAUUUUCUCUGAUGUAUAGUAUGUGAAUGCCCAUUGGAAAAAGCUUUAGAAGCAGACGUGUGUUGCCCUCUAUAAUAUUUCUGGAACAAAGUAAUACUGUAUUUUGCCCGUUCAUGAGCACACAUGUAGAUUCACUCCAGAUCUCGUCACCUUCAGGUGUCCAAAGCAAAUAAACUGAAGGAAACUUUUUUCUAAGAGUCACAGACAUGCUCUAGUCAUGUACAAUACGUGCUGUGGAGGAAAUUGUGUUUACAUUAGUUUGAUAAAGAAAAGUGUGUUAGGGCAUAGUUGCUUUUGAACAUUACGACUUGGUGCUAUGUUUAACUUUGUGGUGCUGUAGAAUAGAGGUCUAAAGAAUUUUUUCGUUUUUCUGUUUCCACGAGCGACUCUCUUUUGGCCCUGUGUGUUUGAGCAACUAAACUAAGCUCCGGUAGACACUAUAGGUCCUUAUCAUAACAGUAUCAUGGUGUGAUGACAGUGAUAGACAAUAAUGGAAAAAUAGUAGUAUAACCUCAAAUAAUAGAGACUUGUGACAUCAAAUGAACUCAAGAUGACCUGUUUUCUAUAGUGUUUGCAAUGUCUGUCUGUGCUUCCAAGGUACCCUCUCUAAAGUAUAUUUGUGAUGAUAUUGAGAAUAUUAACCCAGCCUAAAAGGAGAAACAUAACCUGAUUUUAGAUUAGUACACACACACGCACACCACAGGACACACAGGAGGGAAUCUGAGAGCAUUGUCAGGUCACAAGGGGGAUCUUUUUCUACACACUUCCUGUAGGUCUACAAUCUUUGGUUAACAGCACUGUUUUUCAAGCACACUACUGCAGGGGCGCAACUGUCUCACAUCAUCCCCACCACCUUUUUGAUGGAACAAUUCCUACUAGUACUGUACAGUAUAGCCAUGACCAGUCACCAGACCACAUUUGUAUUUACUGCUGAUUCUCCUGGUUAGAAAGGUAUUGGGAAAGCUCAUACAUCCUCUCCAUGGGUUUUAAACGAAUGGAUGUCGUCUUCCGGGCUCUUUUUUGCAUAUUCAACAGAAACAUGUACAGUGUUUAAGAGGGCUGCUUUGGACGUACUGUUAGCUUCAGUUUUGGGGUUUUUUUGGUUUGUUUUUUUCUUUUGUUGUUUUUCUUUUUUUUUCCCAGUUUUUCUGCUUACAGCUUUUAGUGCAUCACUAGGUGCUGGUAGGAUGAUACUUAGAACUGAUUUGAUUUUUUAUUGUAUUAAUCUUGCAUGUAGAGACAAUACAAAAAUGCCUAUUUAGCAAUCAUUCAUGGACAUCCGAGCUGGUUGUUAUUGGACGGAAAAUAGAAAUAUGUAGUAUUUUCUAUAUUCUCUGUUUUUUCAUGUGUACCAGCACUGAGAAACUAGAAUGUAUUAUUAUCGUAGGCUACAAUAAGCACUACAUCGUUGACUGUUUUAGCUAAUGCUCAUACUCAAGCAAACCAAGUAGUGCUUAAAAGGAAGAAAAUUUACUACAUUUCAUUUCAUUUUCAUCCACUGAACUCUGUGCUGUACAUCACAUGUUUACAUUCUGUAUUAUAUGUUGUUUAUUCUGUUUUUUUUUUGUGCAUAAUGUUUCCAUAAUGUCCUUCUUUAAGUUGAAACAUGUAUUCAACAAUGUUCAUAUGUAAAUAUUUCAAAGCAAAAACAUUUUUUACUUUUCUCUGUUUUAAAAUGAUAACCUGAUGUUCUCUUUUCUUUUUUUUUUUUGGUCAGUUUUUUAGACUUGUCAUUCUGUUCUCUCACUGCAUCAGGUAAUACGCUUCACUUAACUUUUUGUGAGCAAUUAACUCAUACUGUAUGGUGCUGUACCAAAGCCUUAUGUAUAAUAUUUGUAUUACUUUCCUCUCGUUUGCCACUGCUGUCCAGUGAAUUCUGUAUCGUCUGAGAUCAUGUCUUACUCACUCUUCAUGUUCAACUGCCAUGGAUCUUGUUUCUUUAUUGAGUAAAAAAACAGAAACCUGAAUGAACUAUGAUGUUGGAAAAAAAAAACACUCUGGCCUGUUACCAACUGGCCUGGAUGUAUAGUGACAGUCGCCAUCUCAAGCCUUUAUAGGGAAAAACGCACAGGCUCACUCCUGGUAGCUCAUCAUGACGUAGACAUGGGCCUAGCACAUGAUCUAUGCUCUUAUCUAUGGCAUGUCUGUGAGAAUAUGAAAGCAGUGUUGUAUUCAUGUCACCAUAUCAUUUCAAAUGCUUAGUCCCAUACAAAAUUUUCCUCUCAAAUUUUUGUAUUUUGAUAUAAUAAAAAAAAAUCAAAAGAG